Messenger RNA from Apodemus sylvaticus (European woodmouse), 2274 nucleotides. RefSeq names its product LEO1 homolog, Paf1/RNA polymerase II complex component (gene Leo1). The record is from RefSeq and is a predicted model, not a curated record. Lineage: Eukaryota; Metazoa; Chordata; Mammalia; Rodentia; Muridae. Gene Ontology annotation, biological process: positive regulation of transcription elongation by RNA polymerase II; transcription elongation by RNA polymerase II. The transcript has 12 exons. Gene Ontology annotation, cellular component: Cdc73/Paf1 complex; nucleus. Bases 104 to 2140 code for a protein of 678 amino acids. Gene Ontology annotation, molecular function: RNA polymerase II C-terminal domain phosphoserine binding.
AAAGUAGGUCUUUGUGCGGCUCUUUACGACACGUCGUGCUUGGAAGACUCCGGCCGUAAAGUAGGCUCGAGCGGGCCAGGCCAAGGCCGCGGACCAAGCUGCUAUGGCGGACAUGGAAGAUCUCUUCGGGAGUGAAGCUGAAAGCGAGGCCGAGCGCAAAGGUUCCGAUUCUGGGUCUGACUCGGACUCUGACCAGGAUAACGGAGCCUCCGGCAGCAAUGCCUCUGGCAGCGAAAGUGAUCAAGAUGAAAGAGGCGAUGCCGGCCAGCCCAGCAACAAGGAACUGUUUGGGGACGACAGUGAGGACGAGGGGGCCUCUCACCACAGUGGCAGCGACAAUCACUCUGAACGGUCAGAUAAUAGGUCGGAGGCUUCUGAGCGCUCUGACCACGAGGAUAAUGAGCCCUCUGACGUGGAUCAGCACAGUGGCUCUGAAGCCCACAACGAUGACGAGGAUGAGGGCCCCAGGUCGGACGGAGAGAGCCGCCAUUCAGAGGCAGAAGGUUCUGAAAAAGCACAGUCAGAUGAUGAGAAAUGGGACGGGGAGGAUAAAAGUGACCAGUCAGAUGACGAAAAGCUGCAGAACUCUGACGCCGAGGAGGAGCGGGAGCCAGGGUCCGAUGAAGACAAGCUCCAGAACUCUGAUGACGAUGACGACGACGACGACGACGAUGACGAGGAGGAGGAGAAAAUGCAGAACUCAGACGAUGAGGACCGGGCCCAGCUUUCUGAUGAUGACAGACACCAGCUGUCUGAGGAGGAAAAGGGGAAUUCUGACGAUGAGCAUCCGGUAGCUUCUGACAACGAUGAGGAGAAGCAGAACUCGGACGACGAGGACCGGCCACAGGUGUCCGAUGAGGAGAAGAUGCAGAACUCGGAUGAUGAAAGGCCACAAGUCUCGGAUGAAGAUCGGAGGCACUCAGACGAUGAGGAGGAGCAGGACCAGAAGUCAGAAUCCGCAAGAGGCAGUGACAGUGAAGACGAAGUUUUACGAAUGAAGCGCAAGAAUGCGAUUCCAUCUGACUCAGAGGCGGACAGCGACGCUGAGGUGCCCAAAGAUAACAAUGGAACCAUGGAUCUGUUCGGAGGUGCAGAUGACAUAUCUUCAGGGAGUGAUGGAGAAGAUAAGCCCCCGACUCCAGGACAGCCUGUGGAUGAAAAUGGCUUGCCUCAGGAUCAGCAGGAGGAGGAGCCGAUACCUGAGACCAGAAUAGAAGUGGAGAUCCCCAAAGUGAACACGGACUUGGGCAAUGAUUUAUACUUUGUUAAACUGCCCAACUUCCUCAGCGUAGAGCCCAGGCCUUUUGAUCCUCAGUAUUAUGAAGAUGAAUUUGAAGACGAGGAGAUGCUGGAUGAAGAAGGGAGAACCAGGUUAAAACUGAAGGUCGAGAACACUAUACGCUGGAGGACACGCAGAGAUGAAGAAGGAAACGAAAUUAAAGAAAGCAAUGCACGGAUCGUCAAGUGGUCAGAUGGAAGCAUGUCCCUGCAUUUAGGGAAUGAAGUGUUUGAUGUAUACAAAGCCCCACUGCAGGGUGACCACAACCACCUUUUCAUAAGACAAGGUACUGGGCUUCAGGGGCAGGCCGUCUUUAAAACGAAGCUCACCUUCAGGCCUCACUCUACAGACAGUGCCACACACAGGAAGAUGACUCUGUCACUUGCGGAUAGAUGUUCAAAGACACAGAAGAUUAGAAUCUUACCAAUGGCUGGCCGUGACCCUGAGUGCCAGCGCACAGAGAUGAUUAAGAAAGAAGAAGAACGCCUGAGGGCCUCCAUCAGGAGGGAGUCACAGCAGCGUCGGAUGAGAGAGAAGCAGCACCAGCGGGGGCUGAGCGCCAGCUACCUGGAGCCAGAUCGCUACGAUGAGGAGGAGGAAGGCGAGGAGUCGGUCAGCCUGGCUGCCAUUAAAAACCGCUACAAAGGGGGCAUCCGCGAGGAACGAGCCAGAAUCUACUCCUCAGACAGCGAUGAGGGCUCGGACGAAGACAAAGCUCAAAGAUUACUCAAAGCAAAGAAACUCAACAGUGACGAGGAAGGUGAAUCUUCUGGAAAGAGGAAAGCAGAAGACGAUGAUAAAGCGAAUAAAAAGCAGAAGAAGUAUGUGAUCAGUGAUGAAGAGGAAGAAGAAGAUGACUGAACUACAAACUGUGAAUGCAUUUUAUAUAUUUAUUGUACAGCUUGUCUAUAAAUAUGAUGUAAACAUGAGUUAUUUUGAUUGAGAUUAAUUGAUCUGUUUGUGAAAUUUUAAUUGUAAUAAAACAUUUAAGGCAA